Molecule: messenger RNA, 888 nt
Organism: Torulaspora delbrueckii
Lineage: Eukaryota; Fungi; Ascomycota; Saccharomycetes; Saccharomycetales; Saccharomycetaceae
Gene: SEC28
Product: coatomer subunit epsilon
Exons: 1
Coding region: 1-888 (295 amino acids)
Biological process (GO): intra-Golgi vesicle-mediated transport; endoplasmic reticulum to Golgi vesicle-mediated transport; retrograde vesicle-mediated transport, Golgi to endoplasmic reticulum
Cellular component (GO): COPI vesicle coat
Molecular function (GO): protein binding; structural molecule activity
Source: RefSeq, a predicted model, not a curated record
AUGAACUACUUCACUGUUAAGCAAAGCUAUUACACUGGUGAUUAUAAGCAAACUUUGCAAGAGGUUGCAAAGUUCAACAAAGUCUCAGACGACCAGUUAACUUUCUAUAAAAAUAGUGCUUCCUUGGCACUAGGCCAACUGGCUAGCACAGGUGGCUCCAGUCCACUUGAAAGGGCUUUUGAGACAUAUGCCAACUUCCUGCAAUCUAGAGACAUAACACAAUUGCAAGAAUCGAUCUCCAAAGAAGCUAGCUCGCCAUUUGAACUUCACGUACUCGCCUCUGCGGAGGCAGUCCUGGGAAACUUUGAAGAUAGUCUGCAAACAUGUGUAGCUGGGAUUGAUAAUGACGAACAACUGGGAACACCUGAACUGCUGCUACUUGCAGUUGAAGUUGCUCUCUUGAACGGGCAGGCUUCCAUUGCCUCGACAAUGCUCGACAAUUACAUUAGUGCCAAUGAGGACCACAUUUCUAGCGAGGACGAACUAAUUUUGAACCAGGCUGAAUCUUACGUCAAGUACGCAACAAACAAAGAGACUACGAGAUCUAACUUCUACUACUUCGAAGAACUGGCCCAAACUUUCCCAACCUGGAAGACCCAACUGGGGCUUUUGAAUUUGCACCUUCAGCAAGGAAACAUCCCCGAGGCGGAAGCUGUAGUCGACCUCCUACAGUCCGAGUACUACACAGAGGGCCAGAAAGAGGUUGCCAAGCUUUACAGACCACAAUUCCUAGCCAGUAAGAUCACAUUGUCAAUCGCUCGUAAAGACGGUAAAGCGGACGAAUUGAGGGCAGAAUUGGCGCAAUUGGCUCCUGAGAGUAGCUAUCAGAAGCUCCAUAAUGAGGCUAAUGCCAAAUUCGACGAAGUCGUGGGCAAACACAGUUUGUAG